CGGGCGGUCCCGGAGGAGGAGGAGGAGCUGGGCGGGCUGGCGGGCGGCCGGGCGGCGGCAUGGCGGAGCCGAGCGGGACCGAGACGAGGCCCCAGAUUCGGGUCACCGUCAAGACCCCCAAGGACAAGGAGGAGAUCGUGAUCUGCGAUCGAGCCUCGGUGAAGGAGUUCAAGGAGGAAAUCUCCCGGAGGUUUAAGGCUCAGCAGGAUCAGCUGGUCCUGAUCUUCGCAGGCAAGAUCCUCAAGGAUGGAGACACACUGAACCAGCACGGGAUCAAGGAUGGGCUCACAGUCCAUCUAGUCAUCAAGACCCCUCAGAAGGCUCAAGAGCCAAUGGCUGCUGCUGCUUCUCCCCCGUCCACUCCUGACUCUGCCUCUGCUCCCUCCACCACACCUGCCUCACCUGCCGCUCCUGCCCAGCCCUGCAGCUCUGACGGUGCCACUGAUGCUGGCAGUGGAGGGGGCCCUUCCCCAGUGGCUGCAACAGGUCCCCCAAGUGCUACUGCAUCAAUUCUCUCUGGUUUUGGGGGCAUCCUUGGCCUGGGCAGCCUGGGACUAGGCUCUGCCAACUUCAUGGAGCUACAGCAACAGAUGCAGAGACAGCUCAUGUCCAACCCUGAGAUGCUGUCCCAGAUCAUGGAGAACCCCUUGGUCCAGGAUAUGAUGUCAAACCCUGACCUGAUGCGCCACAUGAUCAUGGCCAAUCCCCAGAUGCAGCAGCUGAUGGAGAGGAACCCUGAGAUCAGCCACAUGCUCAACAACCCUGAGCUCAUGAGGCAGACAAUGGAGCUUGCUCGGAACCCCGCCAUGAUGCAGGAGAUGAUGCGGAAUCAGGACCGCGCCCUCAGCAACCUGGAGAGUGUCCCGGGAGGGUACAACGCCCUCCGCCGCAUGUAUACCGACAUCCAGGAACCCAUGUUCACCGCUGCCCGGGAACAGUUUGGCAACAAUCCCUUCUCUUCCCUGGCCGGGAACUCCGACAACUCAUCCUCCCAACCACUUCGGACUGAGAAUCGAGAGCCCCUCCCUAACCCCUGGAGCCCCUCGCCCCCCACCUCCCAGGCCCCAGGGUCCGGUGGGGAGGGCACCGGAGGAUCGGGGACCAGCCAGGUGCACCCGACAGUCUCGAACCCCUUUGGGAUCAAUGCGGCUAGCCUGGGGUCAGGGAUGUUCAAUAGUCCAGAAAUGCAGGCACUCCUCCAGCAGAUCUCUGAAAAUCCGCAGCUGAUGCAGAACGUGAUCUCGGCCCCUUACAUGCGCACCAUGAUGCAGACGCUCGCCCAGAACCCUGAAUUUGCAGCUCAGAUGAUGGUGAACGUGCCACUCUUUGCGGGGAACCCCCAGCUUCAGGAGCAGCUCCGCCUGCAGCUCCCUGUGUUUCUGCAGCAGAUGCAGAAUCCAGAGUCUCUCUCCAUCCUCACCAAUCCCAGGGCCAUGCAGGCCUUGCUACAGAUCCAGCAAGGGCUGCAGACCCUCCAGACGGAAGCCCCUGGGCUGGUACCCAGCCUUGGAUCCUUUGGGACAUCCCGGACUGCGGUACCCCUGGCAGGCAGCAACUCUGGGUCUUCGGCCGAGGCCCCCACCUCUUCCCCGGGCAUGCCAGCCACGUCUCCUCCCACAGCAGGUUCCAGUGCCCAGCAGCAACUCAUGCAGCAGAUGAUCCAGCUUUUGGCUGGAAGUGGAAACUCACAGGUGCCGAUGCCAGAAGUGAGAUUUCAACAGCAGCUGGACCAGCUCAACUCCAUGGGCUUUGUCAACCGUGAAGCCAACCUACAGGCUCUAAUUGACACAGGAGGGGACAUCAACGCGGCUAUUGAGAGACUCCUGGGGUCCCAGCUCUCCUGAUCUCUGGGCCCGAGCCUCCUGCCUUCCCCACCUCUCAGCGCCAGCCUUUGGCUCCUGUCAAGCCCUACCUUCUAUAGCCUGUCUUUGACUUCUACAAACAGCAGGGUGACUUUAGAGGCGUGGGCACAACCCAUAGCUCUCUCUAAGGAUUUUGAUUUGUUGCUGUCUCAUGAAAUCUUCUCUCCUGGUCCUCUUUGAGCAGAGGUAUUUAGUUUGCACAGUUGUGUCAGUUGGCCCCACCUCCUUGCCCACAAGUACUUUGGCAGUGUGCGGUGUUCUCCGAGGAACUGAGAGGAGGACCCCGUCUGGCUUACCGGAAGUCUUCCAUUGGUACCACUAGAAUUUAGAUUGCCUUACAUUUCCUCUUGCUCUCUUCCUUUCCCUCCCUCACCUCAGCCCAACCAGUGCUUGAAUUUCACUCUUUGGAGAGUAGCUGGGGAAACAGUGGUUUUCUUUAUCUACUCCUAUUCUGCUUCAUCCAGCACCUUUUCCUGGGCUCCUUUGGGACUCUAAGGUAUGGGGAAAAAUACCUGUCCUCUUGUCCAAAGGGAGCUGUGAGCCAGCACUCUGGGGAGGAUUACCAAAAACAGACAAGACCAACAGAGACUGGUGUGACGAGCAAGAGCUGAGAGUUCUCAGAAGCAGGGACUGGGGGAAAGAGCAUGAGACAACGGUGUGGGAGCUGGAAUUGACAGUUGGGUCUAGAAACAAUAGAUUUCAGGUUGGAGAACCCAGGCCUAGGCCUGACAGAAGAGCAACUGAUGAAUUUGAACUGAAGAAAGGAGCUAACAAAGCUGAACAGUGUGAGCCACAAGGACUCAAGUUGGCUCCGUUGCCUCCAACACAUGUGCCUGUGCACACACACAUUCGUGUCCAUGAACCCAGAACCUGCCCAGGGAUUCAGGCUUCAGCAUCUUGAGCCCCACUCCCCAGAAGAUCUGAUGGUGUUUAGAUCUUUCUCAGCCGUAUAGAAUAUUUGUUUAUGUGUACACAUGCAAGUUGGGGUGUGUGUGCUCUUUGUUGACUUCUGGCUCACAACUUUGUCAACAGAGAGGAGCGGGUACGAGGACGAGGUUAGUGGAAGAACAUAGCAGUGGGAGAGCUGGGUACCCUGGGUCUCUGGAUAUUCGGUAACCAAAAAGCAUAUUGGGUAAUUCUAAACAUAAUGACUGGUACCCCUGCCACCAUUACUUUGAUGAAAAAAUAGUAAGGUUUCUCCUCCAGAGCUGCCUUUUGAUUCUUUGCUAGUUUCCUCUAGGCCAGAAAGUUCUAUUUGAGGAAGGGGUAGGAAAGGUGAUGCCUUUGAUAGGGAGUUGGGUUUUGCUCAACAGAGUACAGAGGAGGAGGCUCUCAACACAUUGUCUCUGCCCUGUGGUCCAGCUACUUGCAGGACCCCUGGCUAGCAGGUGGAGAUAAGAAAAGGAAUGCUACUCCCUGUGGGGGAGGGUCCCAAGCAGAUCAAACAUGUCUACCCUUUCCCUCUCUUACUCCCAACACCCACCCUGGCCUUUGUAAAUAAAUGUGAUUUUUGUUGUGAGAUUA
Molecule: messenger RNA, 3386 nt
Organism: Psammomys obesus (fat sand rat)
Lineage: Eukaryota; Metazoa; Chordata; Mammalia; Rodentia; Muridae
Gene: Ubqln4
Product: ubiquilin 4
Exons: 11
Coding region: 60-1844 (594 amino acids)
Biological process (GO): ubiquitin-dependent protein catabolic process
Cellular component (GO): cytosol
Molecular function (GO): polyubiquitin modification-dependent protein binding
Source: RefSeq, a predicted model, not a curated record